This is a messenger RNA of Plasmopara halstedii, 333 nucleotides long. Its product is annotated as dihydroorotate dehydrogenase. The coding region runs from base 1 to 333 and encodes 110 amino acids. The transcript has a single exon. NCBI's taxonomy places the organism in Eukaryota, Oomycota, Peronosporomycetes, Peronosporales, Peronosporaceae. The record is from RefSeq and is a predicted model, not a curated record.
AUGGCAAUUCACAAUAUUUCUGAAGGCAUUGCAAUAAGUUUAUCUCUUGUACCACGUCGACUCAGUGUUUUAUAUGCUGUGCUAUGGUGUAUUGUAUCAAGUGCACCACAGCCAAUCUUUGGUGUACCUGCGUUUUUGUUCGUUGAGCAAUGGCUUCCAAUUCUUCCAUGUGGUUUGGGUUUUGCUGGUGGUGCCAUGGCAUAUGUAGCAGUGCAAGAAUUGCUUCCUGAGUCGCUUGAAGAUACGAAAUCUUUGUUUACAACGAUUUCAGCUACCGCCUUUGCUUUUCUAGUGUUUCUUACAGUUCAGAUUGUGCUGAGUGGCACUAUUUAG